AAUUUUCUAUUUUUACCCCUAACAAUGUAUAAAUACUAAACCUCUCCCAUGAAAAUGGAAACCUUAAAUCCAUUGACCAAGUACAGAGUUCCCCAGAUCGAAACUCAGACAAAAAAAAAAAAAAUUGUCCGAUCUAACAGACUCUUCAAACUGAAAACAGAUGACACCAGAUUUCAGUUUGAGAAAAAUCUCAGGCCCCCACAACAUCAUCCUCAAUGGCAGAUGGUUCAUUGUUUUUGCUUCAAUCUUGAUUUUGUCAGUUUCAGGUGGCACUUAUUUAUUUGGUCUUUAUUCACAACAUGUCAAAUCUUCAUUGGGUUAUGACCAAACAACCUUAAAUUUGUUGUCUUUCUUUAAGGAUGUUGGUGCUAAUGUAGGGAUUAUUGCUGGAUUAAUUAAUGAAGUUUGUCCACCAUGGGUUGUUCUUUUAAUUGGAUCAGUGAUGAAUUUUUCUGGAUACAUUUUUUUGUGGUUAGCAGUCAACGGUGAUGAAUUAGUCAAACCCCAGGUUUGGCAAAUGUGUGUCUGUUUAAUGGUUGGUGCAAAUUCACAAACUUUUACUAAUACUGGUGCUUUAGUUACUUGUGUUAAGAAUUUCCCUGAAAGUAGAGGAAUUGUGAUUGGAUUGUUAAAGGGUUUUGUUGGUUUAAGUGGUGCAAUUAUAACACAAUUGUUUCAUGCAAUUUAUGGGAAUAAUGGGAAAUCUUUGGUUUUGCUAAUUGCUUGGCUUCCACCAUUUGUUUGUUGUAGUUUGCUUAAACAUGUUAGGGUUAUGAAAGGGAUUAGUCGUCAAGAAAAUGAGGUCAAGAUUUUUUAUCAGCUUCUUUAUAUAUCACUUGGUCUUGCUGGAUUUCUAUUAAUGAUCACUAUUUUGCAAAAUAGGGUAGCUUUUAGUUUGGUUGAAUAUAGAGUGAGUUCUUGUAUUAUGUUGCUUUUGUUGUUUGCGCCCAUAGCUAUUGUAGUUAGAGAAGAAUUGAAACUUGGGAAAGGAAGGAAACAAGUUUUAGAUGAUUCUUUCCCAUUGAAAGGAUUAGAACAAGGGAAGGUACCUUCAAGAAAUCAGGGAAAAGGAGUUUUAUGGUACAAGAAUAUUUUUAAGCCACCUGAGAGAGGCGAAGACUAUACAAUUUUGCAAGCACUUUUGAGUAUUGACAUGUUGAUUUUGUUUAUUACAACUAUCUUUGGAGCUGGUGGAACAUUGACUGCUAUCGAUAACAUAGGUCAAAUUGGUAAGGCAUUAGGAUAUCCUAACACGAGUAUUGCAACAUUUACUUCACUAGUGAGUAUAUGGGGUUAUCUUGGAAGAGUAGUUUCGGGGUUUGUCUCCGAGAUUUUCUUGACAAAGUAUAAAGUCCCUCGCCCGUUGAUGCUUACUUUUGUGCUCCUAUUAUCUUGCAUUGGUCAUAUUCUUAUAGCUAUGGGAAUCCCAAGUGUUCUUGAUGUUGCAUUGGCUAUACUUGGAUUUUGCUUUGGAGCUAUGGCACCUUUGAUAUUUUCCAUAAUAUCAGAACUUUUUGGACUAAAGCACUAUGCUACGCUGCUCAAUUUUGGCGGAGCAGCUAGUCCAAUUGGAGCUUAUGUAUUCAAUGUUAGAUUGGUUGGUCAUUUUUAUGAUAAGGAAGCUUUGAAGCAAAUGGAAGCCUUGGGACUAUAUAGGAAGCUGGGGGAUCAUCUGACAUGCAUUGGUAUCGAGUGUUACAGGUCUUCUUUUCUGAUAAUUGCUGCAGCAAGUUUUGUAGGGUGCAUUGUAUCAUACAUUUUGGUGCUUAGAACAAGAAAGUUCUAUAAAGGCGAUAUUUACAAGAAGUUCAGAGAGCAAGCGUAGCAAUGUAGGAUCAGAGUAAGCUUGGCCAAAUAGUUUCAUUCUGCCACACAUUUGUAACAUUCUAUGAUUUAUAGCUAAUAGUUUGAGUCGUACUGAUCAAUUGUAGGGAUAUUUAUAUUUGAACCCAUGUCAUAUUGUAAUACAUUAUACACAUAUCAGGAAAAAUAGAAUGACAUGUUGACAAAUACCUAGGAUUCUUGGCUCAUUAUGUUUUCUGUUGUAGUUUCGUGCAAUAUAACUUGUAAGGUUCUGGUAUUGGAUUA
Molecule: messenger RNA, 2088 nt
Organism: Lycium ferocissimum
Lineage: Eukaryota; Viridiplantae; Streptophyta; Magnoliopsida; Solanales; Solanaceae
Exons: 1
Coding region: 161-1825 (554 amino acids)
Cellular component (GO): membrane
Source: RefSeq, a predicted model, not a curated record